AUGGUUCACAAGCGAAAGCUGCCAGAGGAGCACAACCCGCUCCUUGGUCCUGAACAUACGCCUCCACUCGAUAUACUUAUCGAGCGACGACGACUCGGGCAGACGAACCUCGUUGUGAAGCCAGGACAAGUCGGAAUCUCCAAUGCGACAAAGGCGGAGGCACUGGGGAAGUUCGACUACGCGCAUCUGCGAGUACCGCUUCCGAAAGACCUUAGAGGAUCCGGAAUCUUCUCAUUGCAGAAGAACCAGGCAUACCCAGAGUCGUACUUUUUGAUGCGACGCAGCAGCGACGGCCACAUCAGCGCAACGGGCAUGUUCAAAGCAGCAUUCCCAUGGGCGUCGAUUGAAGAAGAAGCCGCAGAGCGCGAACACCACAAGUCCCUACGCAGCGCUGGCCCCGAAGAGGUCGCAGGCAACGUGUGGAUCGCGCCCGAACAAGCCCUCAAACUUGCCGAAGAGUACCACAUGCUAGCCUGGAUCGUGGCGCUUCUCGAUCCUGAGCCUAUCGAGAAGGGCACGAAAGACAAAGACCGCGUCGAAAUAUCGACUCCUCCAAGGUUUGUUGUACCGGACAAAAGUGGUCUUAUGUCCGCUUCUUCAGUCAGGCUUCGCAGCCUCCGGUCCGCUUCGCCCAGCAAAACCGCGACACCCAGUCGGAGAAUUGCGACGCCGCGCAAGGCGCGUACGACGAGGAACUCGGUGAAAAACCACGACGCGACGGCGGCCGGCUCGGCGCUGCAGAGUAGCUUCACAAACGGUGUGGAGGCGACGAAGGCAGAUUCCGUAAGAUCUGAAUCGGUAGACGGCGACACUGUCAGGGUGGAGGUAGACGAGACAGUCGAAACGACAGGCGACACCGAAACGACGACUACAAUUGUAAAGGUCGACAUGCCGGCUGGGUCGCCAGAGCUACCCCUUCCUGAAAGCACUGAGGAAAUGAUCGCAAAGGCAAAGGCGAUGGUCGAGGAAGCCAACAGGCUCGAGGAAAACAGGGUGAACGGCGUCAAGGCAUUGAAGAGGAAAGCCGCAGACUUGGAUGAUGAUGAUGAUGAAGAGGUGGGCAUGGCGGUGCAGCCGGCCAAAAGGGUGCGGACGAUCGAAGAGGAGCUAAAGAAGGAAAAAGUCAAGAACAAGGCGCUGAUAGGAUUGAGCGCAACCCUGGCUCUCGGUGCCCUCCUGCCAUACUUCCUGUAG
Messenger RNA from Coniosporium apollinis CBS 100218, 1194 nucleotides. RefSeq lists its product as uncharacterized. Gene Ontology annotation, molecular function: DNA binding. Bases 1 to 1194 code for a protein of 397 amino acids. Gene Ontology annotation, cellular component: nuclear membrane complex Bqt3-Bqt4. The transcript has 5 exons. Gene Ontology annotation, biological process: meiotic attachment of telomere to nuclear envelope; mitotic telomere tethering at nuclear periphery. The record is from RefSeq and is a predicted model, not a curated record. NCBI's taxonomy places the organism in Eukaryota, Fungi, Ascomycota, Dothideomycetes.